Messenger RNA from Chelmon rostratus (copperband butterflyfish), 546 nucleotides. RefSeq names its product BAALC binder of MAP3K1 and KLF4 b (gene baalcb). Bases 1 to 546 code for a protein of 181 amino acids. Lineage: Eukaryota; Metazoa; Chordata; Actinopteri; Chaetodontiformes; Chaetodontidae. The transcript is spliced from 3 exons. Gene Ontology annotation, cellular component: cytoplasm. The record is from RefSeq and is a predicted model, not a curated record.
AUGGGCUGCGGGGGGAGCAGGACUGAUGCUCUGGAGCCUCGCUACCUGGAGAGCUGGACCAAGGAGACAGAGUCGACGUGGCUGACCGGCACGGACACCGAGAUCCCCCUGUCGUCCAUCCAGAGCAUCGCCUCGGAGAGCUCGGAGGCCGGCUUCGCCUCCGAGAAAACUAUCAGCCCCGUUCCAGAUUUCUUUGAAGACGGCCUCCCUCCACCCGCUCAGGCUUACCUGAAGGUUUGUUCGGCCGUGUCUGAAGCCAGUCUGAACGACGUGAAGCCCAGCAGUCCCCCUGCAGCACUGGGCUCUCCACCCAGGGAGGCGGUGUUACCGUCAUCUGGCACCACAGUGCAGCGGAGAAGUGUUCUACACACUGAAGAGAUUACAAAAUGGCAGGACAAUCGCAUGUCGACCAAGCAGGUGACCAUCACGGUGACGCAGAGCAUCCAUCAGGUGGACAAGAACGGCAAGGUGAAGAAGUCCCUCACCACCUACGAGGUAAUGAAACCUGUGGAGAGCCUCAAACAGGUGGCCACACAAAACACCUGA